GCGGGCGUACGGCUAUCUCGGUCUCCUCAGUUCCGUAUGCGGGAAGGAGAGGCGAGCCGUCCGUGGAGUGGCGGCGGAGCACCGGCGAGCGGCGGGCAGCAUUAUUCUUGCGAACCGUGCCACUUACGGUAGAAACCUCAUAGCACACACCCUACCACUCCCCAACAGCGCCGUGCAAUCACAAACCCCUCGUCGACUCCCCGAGAACAGCCGCCCCCCUCCUCAUCGCCUCCAUGCCGUCCCCGUCCUCCGCCUCCUCGCCCCACCGGAAGCUCCUCCACUCCUUGAUUUACUGGGCGGUGCAGCGGUGUCGGAUGUCGGAGUCACCCUGCCGGCUCACGGUCUCCCUCAAGAGCCCCUCGGAACUCGCCGGCCCCUCGCCCUUGCGUGUCUCCGUUUCGGACACUGGAGUUGGGAGCAAACUGGAGGAGUUCCUGGAGCUGGAUGCCUUGGCGCGUGAGACUCCUGCAGAGAAAUGGGAUGGCACCCUCUUAAUCACAACUACUGGAAUUAAUGACAAAGCUAUUUACCAUUAUCAAUUUAAUCUUCAAGAGGACAUAUCUUCAAGCGCAAGAUUCAGCAAGCUGGCUACCACAUACAAAAAUUAUACAACAUUCAGCGGGACUGAAGUAUGUCUUUGCCUUUCAAAUGAAGCUGAUCUUGGGGAGUUCAUUCUGUGGCUGGUUGACUUUGUCCGCAAGAUACUCGUGCUAAAAGCAGCCAACUUAGCAAUUGAGCUCGCCAUUGAGCAACCAAGCAGUGCUGGAUCAAGAAAUGUUUGUCUGCCUUGUGAUUCUGAUGAUGCCCAUAUUUCUAUUACCACAUCAAGUAUUGAGCGGCUAGUUUCUGGCCUUAAGGAUUAUGCACUCUCACAUGGAAACACAUGUGAAAAGUGUGAUGCAUGCUGUAUGAAUAGAGAUCGUCUAAAAAUUGGAACCGGAACUGCCAAGAAUGUUGGCAGAAGAAAAUCUAAAGGGCUACUUGUUGAAGCAGUCAUAGUGGUUGCACCAACUGCAUCUGAUUUGAGUUGUUGGAUGGUCAAUUGCUCAUCCACUCAGGUUUUGCAUUUUGAGGACUUUGUACCCUCCCCCAUUUCACAGUCAUCCUUCAGUGUGCUCAUGAGCAUGGACUGGCAAAGCUACGGCUUCAAGUUAAAAGGAGGUUUCAUGGAUGAUGAAGGAAAUGCUGUGCUUCAGUGGGACAAUCUGACAUUUGCUCGGGUCGAUAUUGCCGUUCACACUUACCAUGGAGUGGCAGUGCAAGAAUGGCAGAGAUCUGAACCAGAUAGAUAUCUUGUAAAGAAGGCACUUAAGUCUGCGUUGAAUCACUUGAAAGCAGAUCAUGCAGGAGGCUUUCUCAGUUGUCAUGGAAGGAAGAUUCGCGAAUAUGUUCCUGAUCUCGCGCAAUCGAUUGCCGGUCUGAUCCUGUCAUCCAAUGACCAAGAGUUUCGAGAUGAAUGCGCCGUGCUUCUCGGGCUGGUCUCUGAUCAAGACAUCUCAGAAGAGGCAGUCGAAGCCUGCAUUGGUGACAAGAUGGCCCGUAUCAUAGAGAUGAAUGACACGAAGGAGAAUGUCGAGGAGAAUCUGCCUUAUCUGUUCGAGUGCGAGAAGCUGGAUGAAGAUAGUAAGCAGCUGGAUGAAGAAGACGGAGAGGAGGAUAUGGCUUAUGAUUUCUAGCAUUGCAUUGGCAGUCUUAUAGCUGUAGUACUCCAAUUCAACUAUGCUGUAAGGCAGUUUUGUACUUUUGCCAGAGAAAUUUGUAGAUGCUAUAACAACUGUUGCUACCUCCUCAAGUGGAGGAGCCAAAUACAACGGCCGGUAGCUUUCGCACAAGAUUAAGUUUCGGGUAAUU
Messenger RNA from Brachypodium distachyon (stiff brome), 1851 nucleotides. Its product is annotated as type 2 DNA topoisomerase 6 subunit B-like. Gene Ontology annotation, molecular function: protein-macromolecule adaptor activity. The record is from RefSeq and is a predicted model, not a curated record. Gene Ontology annotation, biological process: meiotic DNA double-strand break formation; reciprocal meiotic recombination. The transcript has 12 exons. Gene Ontology annotation, cellular component: condensed chromosome. Lineage: Eukaryota; Viridiplantae; Streptophyta; Magnoliopsida; Poales; Poaceae. Bases 234 to 1676 code for a protein of 480 amino acids.